AUGCGUGCCUCCUCACUUACUCUCACAUUCGCUCUUGCAACCCUCGCUGCGGCACUCCCCAAGGCCCCAGUCGACCCAGUAUGCUAUAACCUCACGAUCCCCGUCACCAUCUCCGCCGCAAAUCUUAACCUUCUCAUCCCCGAGCCCGCCAACGAAUUGGUCGUCAUUGACUUGACGAACCAGCUCUCCUCGAUCGCGAGUAAUCUCACUGACGAGAUCGAAGGGACGUUUGAGUUGGAAGCCACGUAUGAAAUUGGGGCUACGCUUUGUUUGCCGGCUGGGUGGACUGGAGGUGGGACGCUCCAGUUCUUGAUUCAUGGGAUCUUGUUUGAUAGGACAUAUUGGGAUUUACCGACGAUUGAUGGGGUGGAUUAUUCGUACGUGGACGUUGCUACCGCAGCUGGAUAUGCCACGUUCGCUAUCGACAGAUUGGGUGUCGGUGCGAGUUCGAAGCCCGACCCAAUCAGAGAUGUCCAGCUCUUCGCCGAAAUUGAGACUGUGCACCAACUCACGAACAUGCUACGCUCUGGCAAGCUGACAUCUGAUCUGUGCUCCGGCCCCACCCUCCCCGAUCUCAACUUUGACAAGAUCAUCCACAUCGGCCACUCCUUCGGCAGUCUCAUCACCAACGGCCUCGUCUCUUACUAUCCCACCAUUAGCGACGGCAUCAUCCUCACUGGCUACUCCGUCAACGCAACCUGGCUCCCCAUGACCACCGCCGGCUUCCUCCCCACCAUGGCUACCCUCGACCAGCCCGACCGUUUCUCCGGCUUACCGAACGGGUAUCUCCUCACGAACAACAUAUACAACAACCAACUCUGCUUUUUCAGGGCUCCGGAAUUUGAUCCGGCUGUACUCGCCUACGCCGAAGCACAUAAACAGACUUUUACGAUUGGGGAGUUGAUCACGCUGCCAACUGCAUUCCCACCAACACCUUUCACUGGGCCUGUGUUUGUGGUGACUGGGGAAUUGGACUGGAUCUUCUGUGGAGGGUAUUGCCCCGAUUCUGCUGGGACGCCGUACAGUUCUAUUCCGGCAGGUGUGCAAUCGGUAUUCCCUGUGACGGAUAGCUUCGAGACGUAUCUUCCACCGUCAACGGGACAUGCACUCAACGCUCACUUGACUGCUCCUGAUACCUACGAACACAUGAUCACAUGGGCUGAAGAGCACGGUUUCUGAGACGGCUGAUGAGAAGGACGACAUGACGGACAGUUCGGCGGGUUUUUUAUAACGGGAGU
Saitoella complicata NRRL Y-17804 is the source of this 1238-nucleotide messenger RNA. RefSeq lists its product as uncharacterized. Lineage: Eukaryota; Fungi; Ascomycota; Saitoellomycetes; Saitoellales; Saitoellaceae. The coding region runs from base 1 to 1179 and encodes 392 amino acids. The transcript is spliced from 2 exons. The record is from RefSeq and is a predicted model, not a curated record.